CUAAAGACACGAAAGGUUUCGAUAGGGUCUAACCAGGAAGCGACAAAACAGAAAGUAGAGCACGUUUUAUUCACGUUAUAUGUGAAUUUUAUGUUUCUGCUGUUUACGAGCUAACAGAUUUAAUCAGAUAAGAAUCCUUCCAUUAACAGAAGAGACAGUUGUCUUACGUGAAAAUGAGCACAUGUUAUACGUGUCUUAUCUAAAAACUCGACAAUUUUGGGUUGAAAACCAGGACACAAUCUUCGAAGAGUGAUUUUUCUCUGAAGUUCCAAGUAAGUAAUUAUUAACACAGGUGUACAAUCUCAGCUGCCUGGCCGAGUGAGGUGAAGCCCUGGAUAUGUCCUCCACAAAUGGUGCUGUGGGUCAGAAGAGUCAGAGAGGGAAGGAGGAGAAGGGUGAUGGGGAGAAUAGGAUCCUGGCGAUCCUGUUUGUGUCCCUCGUCAUAGAUCUGCUGGCCUUCACUGUCAUUCUCCCCCUCUUACCUUCCCUGCUCGACUUCUACGGAAGUCAGAAAGAGGAUCAACUAUACCAGUCAUUGAUGAACUCUGUGAGAGGGUUUCGGGAACUAGUUGGUGCUCCAGACACCCCUAGGUGGAAUUCUGUUCUGUUUGGAGGUUUGAUUGGAUCCCUGUUUUCCAUGCUGCAGUUUCUUGCCUCCCCGGUAGUAGGGGCAGCUUCAGAUGCGUAUGGGCGUCGCCCUAUCCUCAUUGUCUCCAUGAUCGGUGUAGCCAUAUCCUAUGCUGUCUGGGCAGUGUCCCACAAUUUUGGUUUGUUUGUCAUUGCCCGAAUUAUCGGGGGUCUCAGUAAGGGGAACAUCAGUCUCUCAACAGCGGUUGUGGCCGAUAUCUUACCUCAGGAGAGGCGUGGCAAGGGAAUGGCUAUGAUUGGUGUAGCAUUUUCCAUCGGAUUUGUGUUCGGUCCUCUGAUUGGUGCAGGGUUCUCUGUGUGGGCACGUCAACAGGACGGGGCAUUUUACACCCCUCCUGCUCUAUUCGCCCUCGUCCUAGCUGUCACAGAUGUUAUAUUUGUAUUUUUGUUUUUCAAAGAAACACUCCCAAGUGAUAAACGGGCCAAGUCUGUAGCUAGUGGAUGGCAAAACACAUCACACCUCAUCAAUCCUGUGUCAUUAUUUAAAUUUUCAUCUGUCACAAAAUUAUCUAAGACAGAUUCACAGACGGUACAGAAGUUGGGAGUGGUGUACUUUAUUUACCUGUUUCUGUACUCGGGCCUUGAGUUUACACUAACAUUCCUUACACACAACCGACUACAGUACGAUAGUAUGCAGCAAGGGAAGAUGUUUUUCUUUAUUGGAACUGUCAUGGCGUUAGUACAAGGUGGUUAUGUUCGGAGAAUUAAGUCUGGAAAACAGCUGCGAAUUGCCACUGUUGGCAUGUCACUUCUGAUGCCGGCGUUUGUGAUAAUGGCAUUUGCCCAUUCCGCCCCGAUGAUGUAUCUGGCACUCAUGCUAUUUGCUUUUGCGUCUGCCACAGUGGUGCCCUGUUUAACUACCCUAAUCUCCGAGUAUGGAGGGAGUGACCAGAAAGGGGUCGUCCUUGGAGUGUUUAGAUCUCUAGGGGCUCUCGCCCGGGCCCUUGGACCAGUAGUCUCCUCAGUGGUGUACUGGAGCUGUGGUGAUAAGGUAUGCUACCUGACCGGAGGAGUACUACUGGUGAUACCUUACCUUCUGCUGAGGAAGCUGAAGACACACCAGGCCAAGUCUGACUGAAUUCUGAUAAAAGCUAGCAGGUGCAGAGCAUAUCAUGUCAACACUUUUAAGCAAAAUCAAUAUUAUAAUAAAUAUUCGUUAAGAUGUUAUUUGUAAAUCACUCACAGUAAUAUCUUUUUUCAAAGAUAAAUAUCGACUGAAGUUAAUAGAAUUUCCACAGCUUGAGAUAAAAUAGGCUACAUAUUGGGUUAUUAUUUACUUUUGGAGUCUUGAAUGGAUAAAAACACCAGACAUUUUUGUUUCACUUGGGAGAGUUAUAGAUAUACCGUUACAUGGAUCAGCAGAGUUUUUAUAACCAUCUUGUAUAAAUUCCCUAUUUGACUGAGUAUUAGAAGAUCUAUAGUUACCAUAUACAGUAAAACAUAUUUAUAAUGAAUCCCAGGGACCUACAUUAUUAGUUCUCUACAGUAAAAUAUGUUUAUACUGAAUCCCAGGGGACCCUCAGGGGCCAUCGUUACUGUGGUGUUUUACAGUAAAACAUGCUUUAUUACAAACCUCAAAGGACCUUGGUAAUUAGUUCUUUAUAGUAAAACUUAAUUUACAACGAACUCCAGAGGACUUAAUUGUUCACGAUUAAAACAUGUUUGUUUUGAACUCUAGGGGCGUGGCGGGGGCUUAAGUUAUUAGUUCUCAAUAGUUAAACAGGGUUUGUAGCGAACCCUACGGGACCAAACUUAUUAAUUCUCUAUAUAUGUAGGAAGAGUACUAAAACAUUGUUUAAAACAAACACCAAGGGAGGUAAGUAAGUAGUUCUCUACUGUUAUAAGUAAACACCAAGGGAGGUAAAUAAGUAGUUCUCUACUGUUAUAAGUAAACACCAAGGGAGGUAGGUAAGUAGUUAUCUACUGUUAUAAACACCAAGGGAGGUAAGUAAGUAGUUCUCUACUGUUAUAAGUGAAAAUUCACCAUAAAUGUGGUCUUAGUUAUCAUGUUUUACUGUUCUUGGAAGAGGAAUAUAUCAAAACUUUUCAUAUCCCAGUAUCAGUACAAAUAUAGAUUUUAAUUAUGUUGACUGAUUGAUUUAAAUAUUUCAUACUUAAAAGAAUUAAGGAUCCUCUGACAUGGUCAGCUAUAUAAAACCUUUGAUUGAUUGCUAAGGGACCAUUAUAAAUUUAAUUGAGUCUUAUUUUCAAACUUGAAUGAUAGUUUCACCCAAGGGUAGUCCUAAAAUAGACUUGAUGCUUUAAGAAGCAAUGACUAUAAAUUAACUCAUCGACAUUAAAACAAAGUAUUCAUAGUUUAUACAAUUUAUGUGUAAACAAUAUGAACGUAGAAAAAGUACAUAUCCUUACCCUGUACCCCCACCUGAAACUGUUUUUCAGAUCAUUAGAUAAAACCAUGCAUAAUUUGAUGCAUAUUCAAUUUUAUCAGUAGUCUGAAUUAACACCAAGUGAAACAAUACUGUAAUAUCUAAUCUUGAGUUAUUAUCAAAUCCCCACCAGAAAGAGAAAUGCUGCCAGUUAUUACAUCAUUAAAGUAAAAAAUGGAAUAUUACAUAGAAUUUAUAGUAAAUUAUGUACAUGUGAUUAGAAAGAUGUUACGGAACUAGAAACAUAAUACAUUUUAUAAAAAGUUUAUAAUUUAGGGUUUUACAAUAUUUUUUUGCACAGUAGUGGCCAAUACUGCAGAGGAUUAUUCAAGAAAAUAUAUGUGGGGAAGAGGUUCGGGCUGGUUGGCAGGGAGGCACUGUGAUCCCCACCACCUACAAUUCUAUUAUUAUUUUGACCCACCACCCAUAUACAUUUAUUAUCAAUAACAAGUGCCUCCCUCUGCCCCCCCCCCCCCCCCUUUCACCUCCUCAUAUUAAACAUGUGAUAUAGAUAAGCUGUGACAUGAUUUUGAGUAGAAUUACUACAGUAACUGUGAAAUACAUAUCAUCAGAUAUACUGUCUGAUAUUACACCAUUAUGGUGACUUAUGUUUAAUAUUUUCUGCUGAAAACAAGUGUCCAGAAUUACGCUUCGAUGUGCUUUCACGUGUAUAUUAUUAUACACCAACACUUGACGUCGUUUUAACUAAUUUUGUGUUCAGGUUUUUUUCUCAAAUAUAGAAUUGGGUCACCACUGUUAUUCUGUUCCUGUUUGAUUCACUACUGAUAUUGAGGGGACUGGAUGUGCUAGAAACUUGGAUCAUGUUUGUCUUUCAUCCCUGAUAACUGUUUUUUUUUAUGCUUUACAUUUACUAUAUUGGUAAAAUGUGUUUAAUGCCAUGGCUGUUGGUACUUGAGGUUUAGAUGUGAACAUCAACGAUUUUGGAGGUACACCACUCUAGUCAUCAAGUUCAGAGAUUCGCUGAAUGAGAUGUGACAUUUGAUAUGAUACUUCAUUUAUUGUUUUUAAACCAAAACUGGCAACAUGUGUUCCCCUUAAGUAUUUAUAAUAACUAUAGAACCUAACACAUACAUAUGUUAUCCUGUGUUUAUGAAGUUUUUUAAGAGUUUAUCAUACUUUACUCAUCAAAUUUAAGUUAAUGAUCAUUGUAUAAUAAAAUUUACUUUAACAAUGAACUGCUUUCAUUUGACAGCCAUAGGCUAUAGGCAGCUAGACGAAGUAAAAUUCAUUGAAGUGUGCUAGCGCUUCAUGUUGGAUUUGCCUUUGUCCUGUUGGGAUUCAUAUUGCCUAUGAAUGCAAACUGAAAGCAGUUCAAU
This is a messenger RNA of Mizuhopecten yessoensis (Yesso scallop), 4372 nucleotides long. RefSeq names its product major facilitator superfamily domain-containing protein 10-like. Bases 338 to 1726 code for a protein of 462 amino acids. The transcript has 13 exons. The record is from RefSeq and is a predicted model, not a curated record. Gene Ontology annotation, cellular component: brush border membrane. NCBI's taxonomy places the organism in Eukaryota, Metazoa, Mollusca, Bivalvia, Pectinida, Pectinidae. Gene Ontology annotation, biological process: transmembrane transport. Gene Ontology annotation, molecular function: transmembrane transporter activity.